Molecule: messenger RNA, 5548 nt
Organism: Ziziphus jujuba (common jujube)
Lineage: Eukaryota; Viridiplantae; Streptophyta; Magnoliopsida; Rosales; Rhamnaceae
Product: disease resistance protein At4g27190-like
Exons: 6
Coding region: 546-5237 (1563 amino acids)
Molecular function (GO): ADP binding
Source: RefSeq, a predicted model, not a curated record
UUAUUAUCAUUUUCCCAUAAUGAAAUUCAUCAGUCUAGUACUAUAUCCUCUCAAUUUCUGAUACGCAUUACCUCGUUGUUUUACUGAAGAGAAGUGGUUGUAAAGGAAACACCGUUGGAUCUCUUGGUUUUGCUUUUGUGCCGUUUGAUUUCCCUUCUCGUUGUCACCAUCUUUGAGCUUUUAAGCGUCUCUCUUAUUUGCUUCAACACCAAAAACAAGAUAAUAAUAAAAUAAAAAUGGUAUCAAAAGGAAGAGUUAGCUCUUGCUCUGCUCUCACUCUGCUCUCACUCUGCUUCCUUGUAUUUUUCAUUUUUUCUGUUCUUUCUGCAGUGGAUUUCUUGGCUUGCCUUUUUGUCAUUUGAUUCGUUUUUUGUUCUUUUUUUAAUUAUUUUGGAUUCUACUCAGAUUGACAUUUUUUUUUCCCCUUUUAUAUUGAAAAAUCCAAAAAAAAAAAAAUUUGAAAUAAAAAUAAAAGGAGUUGGAUUACUUUGCUCGUGAAGCUCCCAUAAAAUAUAUAUCACAGAAGAUUGUACUGCUAGGCAAACAUGAGCUGUAUUGCUGAGAUCGGUAUAACUGCAAUUGCUGAAAAUAUUGCUAAUUGCACGGUUGGAGCGAUUGGUCGUCAGUUGGGUUAUAUCUUCCAAUACGAAAGCAACAUAAGCAACCUGCAAACAGAAACUCACAGUUUGGAUCUUGAAGAACGGAAGAUGAAGGAGUUGGUGAAUGAUGCCAUAAGAAAGGGUCAUGCGAUUUUUGAAAUCACCAAGGACUGGCAAAAGCAUGCAGGAGAGAUACAUAAACAAGCCAAAGAGAUUUUAGAAGAUAAAAACCAUGCAAACACAGGGUGGUGUACUUUCAGAGGGUUGUUGCUUCUGAAUUUGGUGCCACGGUAUCGACUAAGUAAGAAAGCCAAGAAGAUGUGCGUGUCUGUUGUUGAAAUCAAAGGCGAGGUCAAAUUUGAAAACAUUUCUUACCGUCCCCAUCUUCGAAGUGAUUUUACAAACAAAGAUUACAUAAACUUCGAUUCAAGAAAUAAAAUUGUGGAUGGAAUAUUGGAGGCGUUGGGAGAUGGCAACACCAGAAUGAUUGGGGUGCAUGGCAUGCCAGGUGUAGGCAAAACCACGCUUGUUAAAGAAGUUUCAAGAAUGGCCUUGGAGCGGGAAUUAUUCAGUGAAGCGGUUCUGGUUCCUGUUUCAAAUACUCCAGAUGUCGUAAAGAUUCAAAAAGCAAUUGCAGAAAGGCUAGGUCUACAACUUGAUGAGGAAAACAUAUCUGAAAGAGCACUUCGGCUGCAAGAUAGAUUGCAGAAAGAAAAGAAGUUCUUGAUAAUUCUAGACGAUCUUUGGAAUAAAUUAAAGCUUGAAGAUGUUGGAAUAGUUUUUGAAGGUGAUCAGACAGGAUGUAAGAUAUUGUUUACGUCAAGAUUCCAACGGGUGUUGCAAGAUAUGGGUGUUGUUAAGAUUUCCGAAGUUGGACUUCUAGAAAAUGCUGAAGCAUUGAAGUGGUUCAGGGCUAUAGUGGCUCAAACGGUUGAAAAGUACGCAGAAUGUGCAGAGCUGGUAAAUGAUAUUGUUGUAGAAUGUGCAGGUCUUGCAAUUACCAUUGAAACAAUUGCAUGUGCAUUGAAAGAUCGAACACUAGAUACUUGGCAGGAUGUCUUGAAUCAACUGAAGAACUCAAACCUAUCAGAUAUCAAUAGUGAAGUGAAUGAAAAAGUGUUCAAGAGUAUCGAAUUAUGUUAUAAUUUUGUACACAAGAAUGAAGCAAAGUUACUACUUUUGCUUUGUAGUUUGCACGGAGAAGAUGAAAGCAUACGAAUAGAGACUUUGACGAGAUAUUGUAUGGGCUGGGGGAUAUUUAAAAAUAUACAUAAAUUGCAGGACGCUAGAGUUAAAGUGCGCAGUUUGAUCGAUGAUCUAAAAGAUCGUGCACUGUUGUUGGAUGGUGAAUAUCGCCAUUCAGUUCAAAUGCACGAUAUCGUUCGUGAUGUUGCCAUAUCAAUUGCAAGAAAAAGUCAUAUCUAUUGUUUUACAGAUGAUUCUGAGGUAAGAUACCUUGAAAGUGAAGUUCUUGAAAAAUCAAAGGCGAUUAUGCCACCUGAUGGUUAUGUGGCCGAGCUACUUCGUGAAGGGUUGGAAUAUAAACAGCUUGAGUUAAUUUGGAUGUGGCAAAGCGAUGCUUCCCAAAUCCCAGAUAGAUUUUUUGAAAUCACAAAAAAGCUUAGAGUUCUAUAUCUGGGUUCGUAUGCACGUUUAGUAAAAUUGCCUUCAUCUUUAUGUUCUCUGGGAAAUCUCCGUACAUUGAUUUUGCGUUACGUGAGUGUGGAAGACAUAUCUUUGAUUGGAGGGCUCAGAAGCUUGGAAAUUCUUGACCUUUCAAGGUGUGGUGUCAAGGAAUUACCAAGAGAAGUCGGAAAACUUCGUUGUUUACGCAUGUUAGAUUUGCGUGGAUGCACUGAACUUAAAAUCAUUCAACCCGAUGUCAUAUCAAAUUUGAAAUCAUUAGAAGAGUUGUAUGUGGUGAAGAGUUUUAAGGGCUGGGAUGGUCAAGUUCAAGGAGUCAACGAGGACCAAAGAAAUGCCAGUCUUGAUGAGCUAAAACUUUUGGAACGAGUGACUACUGUACAUUUAGAAAUUGUUGACAUCAAGGUGCUGCCGAAAGACUUAUUCAGAUCCAAAAAAUUGGAACAAUAUCAGAUUUUUAUAGGAUGUGAAUUGACUCACUGGCAUUCUGAUGAUUCUUCAAAAUGUAUGGAACUCAGCCUCGAUGAAAACAAACUAUUGGAUGACUAUGGUCUUGCAAGGUUGUUGGCGAGCACUCAAGCGUUGUCUUUGGAUGGAUUGCAAGGUGCGCAUAAUGUUGUCUAUGAAUUAGACAAAGACGGUUUUCCAGAUUUAGAGCACUUUCAAUUGAAAAAUAACCGGACGAUCCAGUUCUUGGUUGAGUCGACGGAGCAAAUUCAUCCUUGCAGCGUGUUUAGCCGCUUGGAAACAUUGCAGCUUGACAAUUUGGAAAAUCUGGAGGAGAUAUGUGAUGGGGAACUCACAAAAGAAUCAUUUAAAAGAUUGAGAAUUAUAAAGGUAAGCAGUUGUAACAUGCUGAAGAAUUUUCUGCCAUUCUCCAUGAGUAAGCUUGAGGAAUUUGAAAUAAAAGAUUGCGGCAUGAUGGAGGAGAUUUUUUCUGAUCAUGAAGAAGAAGACAUGAGCAAGGAAGCUAUUCCCGAGUUUCCUCAAUUACGCUCCUUGAAGUUGAAAAAUGUUCCAAGGCUUAAAAGUUUCUGCUCCAAAUUGAAGAAAAUUCAAAGGUCUGAAAAGGGGAAGCAACCAAUGGAUGUAGAUAAUUCUGUAAAGACCCUGCUUAGUGGGAAGUUGGUUUUUCUCCCCGUUUUGGAGGUAUUGGAGUUGUCCAAUUGCAAUGAUUUAAUAACAAGAAUACGGGAUGAUCAGAUUCUACCAAGCUCUGCUUCUUUUCACAACUUAACAAAAUUGCUCGUAGAAUUCUACAAUUCUUUGGAAUAUCUAUUUUCCUCUGCUGUGGCAACGAGUUUUGUACAACUGAGAUCCCUUGUAGUAAGACAUUGUUCGAAUAUGAAAGAAAUAGUGAGAAAUAGUGAAAACAUUGUUAAGAUGUCAUUUCCUAAGCUAAAUUUUCUACAGAUUGAUAAUCUUGAACGCUUCGCUACUUUCUCCUCUGAAAUUGACAUCGACUUUCCAGUUUUAACUGAACUCUGCAUGAAGGACUGCCCGGAAUUUUCGACUUUCAUUUCCAAGUCUGAAGAUGAAAAGCCGCGAUCUCUCUUCAACGAAAAGGUAGCAUUCCCCAGCUUGCAAAGUGUAGAAAUUAAAGGCUUGGUUCAAUUGAAGAUGAUAUGGCAGUACAGACUCAGUACUGCAGAUUCAUUUUCCAAACUGAAAUAUGUAAAAGUAGAAAAUUGCAAUAAUCUGGUGAAGAUAUUUCCAUCUAAUAUGCCGAGGAGACUCCACAAUCUAAAAAGGUUGGAAAUAAGUGAUUGUGAGAUGGUAGAAGAGGUAUUUGAAAUCGAAAUGCCAAACGUUGAAGGAACUUACAAUGUAAUACCCUCUGAAUCUGAGUUGAUUCAUUUGAGUUUAUCACGUUUAUCAAAACUCAAGAAUGUAUGGAGUAAAGAUCCCCAAGGAACUCUUACCUUCCCACAUCUUAAGGAAGCCACAGCUGAGUCGUGUCCAAAUCUAGAGUCAAUCUUUCCAGCUUCUAUUGCCAAAGGUCUUUCCCAGCUUCGAACAUUGCAUAUUUCUGAUUGUGGGAUAGAAUACAUUGUUGGUAAGGAGGAAGGAUUGGAGACAUUACCACCUAAAUUCCAAUUCCAUCAAUUGGAGGAAAUAAGACUUAAAAACUUGAUCAACUUUGUGAGUUUCUAUCAAGGACUUCAAACCUGUAGUUUUCCUUUAUUAACAACUUUAAUUGUCAGCGAGUGUAUGAAACUGAAGGUUAUUGCUUCGGAGUUCUUCAACGUUCAAGCAACGCAUGGCUGCGUGGAAAUGGGUCGAUUAUAUAAACUAUGUAGACCCCUAUUCAUCUAUGCUGAAAGAAAAGGUUAUACAGGAGUGUUAAUACUAGAAGGAUUGCCAGAGUUGAUGCAGUGGAUGGAUGAGAGCUCGCAGGACCAUCCUGCCUUUAAAAAUUUUCAAAUUUUACAAGUUUGGGAUUGUAACAUGUUGAAGAACUUAGUCCCAUCCUCAAUAUCAUUUCAAAAUUUAGAAAUGCUGACAGUCUCUCGGUGCCAUGGAAUGAUAAAUUUAAUAUCUUCCCAAACUGCCAAAAGCAUGAACCGUCUGAAAGAGAUGAAGAUAAGUUAUUGCCUAAGAUUGACGGAAAUUAUCUCAGAUCAGCUGGAAGGUGAUCAUGAUACAAAAAGUGGUGAAAUUGUUUUUAGCGGAUUGAAAAGUUUGGAAAUUUAUAUGCUACCAAGCCUCACAAGCUUCAAUUUAGGGAAAUAUAUUAUGGGAUUUCCAGAGUUGGAAAGUCUAGUCGUUUAUGGGUGCUCUGCGAUGCAAUGUUUCUCUGUUUAUGGCAUGAUAAGCACCCCAAAACUGAAUGAACUUCGACUGGAUGGUAAGACAACUACGAGAGUCGACAACAACACCGUAGAUAUUAAUAGCAUCAUAAAACAUCACUUCAAGAGCCAACCAGGUGUCUCUCUCUUCCCCCCUUGUCAGCCUGCAACCGAAAGCUCAUCAUCUAACACUAAGAGUCUCUGAAUCCAUUUCUUCGAUGCUCUCGAUCUGGAGACAUAGAUUCUAUAAUCUCAACCUUAGAUCUCGUUCUCGCACAUAUUUUUUUAAUUUUAACAAAAUAUAUCACCCAUUUAAUUUAUUUUUGUUUUGUGGUUUUUUUUUUUCUUUAUGCAAAAACUAUAUAUUUUACACCCAUGGUUGUAUAAAUUUGGACUCCUGAACCAAUUAGCCAUGGGUUAUAAUUUUUUUCUUUUUUCUUUUUUAGCACCAAUAAUGUUUUUUUUUUUCUUGAGCAACAAUUCAUGGGCUUGGUUUAUCUUUGAACUAUAUUUUUA